Camelina sativa (false flax) is the source of this 1667-nucleotide messenger RNA. The record is from RefSeq and is a predicted model, not a curated record. NCBI's taxonomy places the organism in Eukaryota, Viridiplantae, Streptophyta, Magnoliopsida, Brassicales, Brassicaceae.
CUCUCCUCUUAACUCGUAUGAGAGAGAAAGCCCACCCGGUAAUCUCCGACCCGACCGAGAAAUGGGAUCGUCAGCAAAUACAGAAACUAACGGCACCGGACCGCCACCUUCGUCGUCGAAUCAAAAGCCUCCGGCUACGAACGGCGGUGAUUCGUCUCAUCCUUCUCCGUUAGCUUCUGAUCAGGCGAUCGUAGUGUCUGAUCCGUCGAAGAAGAGGAAAAUGGGAAUGCUUCCUCUCGAGGUUGGUACUCGCGUGAUGUGUCGGUGGAGAGACGGGAAACACCAUCCCGUGAAAGUAAUUGAGCGCCGGAGGAUACAAAACGGCGGUCCGAAUGAUUACGAGUAUUACGUUCAUUACACUGAGUUUAAUAGGAGACUGGAUGAAUGGAUUCAUCUGGAUCAACUAGACCUUGACUCGGUAGAGUGUGCUGUAGAUGAAAAAGUGGAAGACAAGGUAACGAGCUUGAAGAUGACACGCCACCAGAAGAGGAAGAUUGAUGAGACUCAUGUAGAGGGUCAUGAGGAGCUGGAUGCAGCAAGUUUGCGUGAACAUGAAGAGUUCACGAAAGUGAAGAACAUAGCAACAAUUGAGCUUGGAAAAUAUGAGAUUGAGACUUGGUACUUCUCCCCUUUUCCGCCAGAAUACAAUGACUGCGUGAAGCUCUUUUUUUGUGAGUUUUGCCUGAACUUCAUGAAACGCAAAGAACAGCUUCAAAGACAUAUGAGAAAGUGUGACCUGAAGCACCCUCCUGGUGAUGAAAUUUAUCGAAGUGGUACCUUGUCAAUGUUUGAGGUUGAUGGCAAAAAGAACAAGGUGUUUGCACAGAAUCUCUGUUACCUGGCAAAGUUAUUUCUUGACCACAAAACUCUUUACUACGACGUUGAUUUGUUUCUGUUCUACGUUCUUUGCGAAUGUGAUGAUCGAGGAUGCCACAUGGUUGGAUACUUUUCAAAGGUAAUACAGCACAUCGUUUACAGAUAUGUUUGGUUUCCCUUGUCCGGUUUGUUAAUAGUAAAACGUAACUUCUACUGGGUACAGGAAAAGCAUUCGGAAGAAGCAUACAACUUAGCUUGCAUUCUAACCCUGCCUCCAUAUCAAAGAAAAGGCUAUGGAAAAUUCUUGAUAGCCUUUUCCUAUGAACUUUCAAAGAAAGAGGGAAAAGUUGGGACACCGGAAAGACCCUUGUCGGAUCUAGGCUUACUAAGCUACAGAGGUUAUUGGACUCGUGUUCUAUUAGACAUCUUAAAAAAACAUAAAGGAAACAUUUCUAUCAAGGAGCUGAGUGACAUGACAGCGAUCAAGGCGGAAGAUAUAUUAAGCACACUUCAGAGCCUAGAACUGAUACAGUACAGGAAAGGACAACACGUGAUCUGUGCGGGUCCAAAGGUUCUGGACCGACAUUUGAAAGCUGCAGGUCGAGGUGGUCUUGAUGUAGAUGUUAGCAAACUGAUUUGGACACCUUACAAGGACCAGAGUUAAGAGUAAAGGCACACUCUUCUUGUCCCAUUGGAUUGGAUUUGACUGUGUAAGUAUCUUCGUUAUAUAAAACGGGUUUUCUCCCUAAAAUGUCUGUGCAGUUUUACUUGUAUAUGUUGAAUCGUACUUGGAAUGGUGUUUAUAAACAUCCCUUAUAAUGGGAAAUUUGAAGCAACUUCAUGGUUUCAUC